AUGACUUCGUUAUACAAUUUCAAAAAAAUCACCGUCGUUCCAUCGGCAGCCGAAUUAAAAGAAGUGGUGUUAUCAAAAACACAACGCAAGACCCCAACUGUAGUGCAUCGUCAGUAUGCAAUCAGUCGCAUACGUGCAUUCUAUUCACGCAAAAUCAAAUUUCUGCAGCAGACUCUUCACGAUAAACUCACGCAAAUCAUUACCGAAUUUCCAAAAGUUGAGGACGUACAUCCGUUUUACGCGGAUUUGAUGAAUAUUCUGUACGAUAAGGAUCAUUACAAGAUUGCAUUGGGUCAGAUGAAUACAGCUAGACAUCUGAUUGAUGGGAUUGCACGUGAGUACGUGCGUCUGAUGAAGUAUGGUGACUCGUUGUAUCGUUGCAAAAUGCUCAAGCGUGCUGCACUCGGACGAAUGGUCAAACUACUAAAACGACAGAAGUCAAGUUUUGAUUAUCUCGAACAGGUGCGACAACAUCUGUCGCGAUUGCCCAGCAUAGAUCCUAAUACAAGAACCCUGAUCCUUUGUGGAUUUCCGAAUGUUGGUAAAUCGUCGUUAAUGAACAAGUUGACACGUGCCGAUGUUGAAGUGCAGCCGUAUGCAUUCACGACGAAAGCAUUGUAUGUUGGGCAUUUUGAUUAUAAAUAUCUUCGAUGGCAGGUUAUUGACACACCAGGUAUUCUCGAUCAGCCACUAGAAGAGCGAAAUACAAUCGAAAUGCAAGCAGUCACUGCUUUGGCUCAUCUGCGUGCUGCAGUCUUAUUUGUAAUGGAUGUCAGUGAACAAUGUGAUCAUACAAUUAAUGAGCAGAUAGCACUCUUUGAAAGUAUUCAUCCACUGUUCGCCAAUAAGCCAGUGUUUAUCGGUUUAAAUAAGGUGGAUAUCGUCAACAGAGAUGCGUUACCGUCAGAAAAGGCUGCUCUGUUGGCAAAUCUUGAAAAGCAGCAUUCAAUAGGAAUCGUUGAAGCAUGUGAUGACUUAUUAACGCAACGUGUUCAAAGUAAAUUACAAUCAAAGAAAGGAAACUUGGACGAUGCAGUACUCAGUCGUAUCUUUGUGGCUUAUCCAACACCUCGAGAUGAUAAAGUACGUGCUGCAUUCGUACCAGAGAAGGUAAUCGAGAAACGAACAGCGAUAACUGAUGGUAAAACAUUCGAACGGGAUCCACUCGCUCGCAAAUUAGAACGACAGAUCGAACUGGAGAUGCAAGACGAGUACAUUCUCGACCUGCAAAUUAAUGAUAUGCUUGAAUUGGAACGUGAAAGGUUUGCCCGCUACAUUCCGCCCUGGAACGUUCACCUUUGGAUACCUUCGCCCCAGAAGAAAUUGAUGUCACCUUGCAGUUACUACGAUGAGGAUCUAGAUUCAGAGGACGAAGAAACGAAACAACUCAUGGAAGAUGCGAAGAAGAUUCGUCACAGGGAAGAUGAACUGAGAAUGGAAGGUCGUUGCAAAAAGGGUAUUGAACGACCACGCACGUCUCGUUCAAUAACUCGUAAACGUGAACGAACAAUGCAAAGACUCGAAAGCGAGUUGAAGGAGUUGGGUGUUGAUAUCGAUUCGAAGCGUAUGAAGAAUCUGAUGGGUGAACAGCAAAGACAACCAACCGCUAAAAAGAUUCGUGUCGGCAGAAGUCAGUCAUACCCUGCCAAGCGUGCACCUAGUCGAGACGUGCUAGGUGUCUCUGAUACUAAGUUACGCGUGAAGGCUGGCAAGAUAGCUCGUCAAGGACAGAAAUUAAUUAGACGUGAAGCACGCAAAGGUGAAGCGGAUCAUCGUGUCUUUGUGAAACUUACGAAACAUUUAUUCUGUGGAAAGCGUGGUAUUGGUAAAACAGACAGACGAAGCAUCACUGGAUUGCUGAUGAAGUCCAGUCGGAAAAGAAGUGAGGAAGCGAUAACUGAGGAUGGCGCCAGUGUGCGUUUGAAAGCAAAAAGACCAAAGUCGUCUCUCUGUGACAUCACUGAUACAGUGAAAACUAUACCUGAAGUACAAUCAAAUGUGAUCAACAAAGCGAAGCGACGUCCGUGGCGUAACAAGAUUCGCAAGCAAGCAGCCAAAAAAGCUGCAAAAUUACAAAGACAAAAUGCAGUGAGUGAGAAUGCCGCAUUAAAGGAGGUACAAGGAGCCGUCUUGAAGGAGAAAAGUAAGAAGAAGAAGAAGAAAAAGAAAAGCAAGAAAAAGACUGAAGCGAAUCCGAGUGUAGAUGCGACAUCGACAGUGAACGAGAAUGAUACGGCGUAUUCAUCGUCGUUGUCAGAUGCACAAAAACGAUUGGAAUGUGCUCGAUUUCGUUUCAUUAAUCAACAGCUCUAUUCAUGCAAUGGUGAAGAAGCGCUACAAAUGUUUCAGCACGAUCCACAGGCAUUUCAAAUCUACCAUCAUGGCUAUCGUUCACAGGUAGCACAGCUCGGUUGUGUGUUCCAAUCGAAACCAUAUUCGUUUCAGAUGAAGAAGUGGCCAUUCAAUCCGUUGAACGGUAUCAUUCAGUGGUUACGAACAAUGAUCAAUAAGAGCGAACAACGUUUGGUGAUCGCAGAUUUAGGGUGUGGUGAGGCGAGAAUUGCCGAAUUGUUGUCAGACAUCAGCACGGUGCAUUCGUUCGAUUUGGUGGCCGUGAAUGAUCGAGUGACUACAUGUAAUAUGGCCAAGUUGCCUUUACAAAAAGAGUCUGUUGAUGUGGCUGUCUUUUGUUUAUCGCUUAUGGGUACGAAUUUAAGUGAUUAUUUACGUGAGGCCAAUCGAAUUCUGAAACGAGGUGGCAUAAUGAAAAUCGCUGAAGUUGGUAGUCGUUUUGUGAGCUUGAAGCAAUUCAUUCAUGGUGUUGGAAAGAUGGGAUUCGAACUUAUGGAAAAGAAUCUGGUUGCGUGCUGUUCACAAUCUGGCGAUGGUUUCACGUUAUUCGGUGAACCAGGUGGAGCCAUUUUUAAACUCUCCAAAAAGCUAGAUGAAUAUUGUUGGAUCGCUCAUAAACGUACAUUGGCGUGCAUUUGUUUGUGUGGCAAUAUUUUGGCGACUGUUGGUGAGGAUGAAGAGGGUGUGAAUUCGUUGGUGAAAUUAUGGCAUAUGGAUCGAUGUGAAAAAGAAGCACCGUUCUGUGGUCGUGUGAUACGUGCAUGUCAGUUAUUAGAAUCAAGCAGUUGCCAUCCGCAAGCGUGUAUCGUCACAUUGCACUCAUCUUUACAACAUUUUGCAAUUGGUUUCUCUGAUUCAUCGGUCAUUUAUUAUCAUGGUAAUUUAUUAAAAGAAAAGCCGACAAAAUGGUUGACAAUAGUGAAUGGCACAAUGUCAGGAACGGGUGAUGAAGUGAGUGGACUGGCGAUUGCAUGGCUGCAAUCUAAAAACGCAUGUGUUCUUUACGUAAUGACUUCUGUUAGUGUGCAGUCGUUUGUGAUCUCGAAUAAAGUUAUCAUUAAAACGGUGAUGCAUGAUGCGAAAGGAUGUCUUCGUGACUGUUGGAGUUUCUCAGAGGAGGACAAUCGACUCGUCGUUGGCAGUACUGAGAUGGUACAUUUUUAUGAGGCCGAACAGAGUUUGCUGUCCGAUAUAGACGGUGGACGUGGAAAGUGUCAUGCGCUCGGCCGAAGUAAUCAAAAGGUUCAACUGAAAGCAUUUAACAAUUAUGUGACAUUACUGAGCAAACAACCGUCGUCGAUGUGUUCAUCGCAAGAUAAUUGGACAUUCGUGUUGUCGGUGUACGAUGUAGAAGGUCAGUGCGUUGCAUUCUCAUGCGCAUUACCGUCAGUGUCUCGCAUCUUUUUGCUCGAUUCAUCUCUGAUGAUCUUGAGUGCAGAUGGCACUCUAUCACAUCUCAUCGAAAAACAUAUCAAAACUAAACUCGAUCUCUUGCUCAAAAAAAAUCUUUUCGAUCUAGCCGUCGGGCUGGCAAAGAGAAGUCCAGUGGGCAAUGAAUAUCUGCCAGAUAUCUGCACAAAAUAUGGUGAUUACCUCUUCGUGAGCGGUGACUUUGAAAAUGCCGUUAAGCAAUACGUGGAAACAAUCGGUUCACUUGAACCUUCGUAUGUCAUUAAAAAGUUUCUUGAUGGAUCACGUAUCAAAGAAUUGUGUUCCUACUUGGAAAUGCUACACAAGAAAGGUCAAGCGACAGCUCAACACACCACAAUACUCAUCAAUUGUUAUGCAAAACUAGGUGCACGUCAUAAAAUUGAUUUAUUCAUAAAACAAAAACUGAGUUGUGAUGUUGAUGUUGCUGUACAGGUUUUACGAGGUGCUAAUUUCACAGUUGAAGCAUGUCGAUUGUGUGAAGAGAACGGUUUACAUGAUACUUUACUGAGCAUUCACGUGGAUGAUUGUGCUGAGUACGCGGUGGCAUUGGCGUGUAUCGAGAAAAUGGAUGAUGAUUUGGUGGAGAAAUAUCUUGAAAAAUAUGGUAAACUUUUGCUGGAAAAAUGCCCUGAGCAGACGAUGAAUUUUCUGGUUAAAUUGAUCGCUUCGAAUGAUAAAAUCGACGCAACACAUUUGAUGAAAAUGUUCGUUGGUGAUACCGUACACUGCUCACGUUUCGUGGAAUUAGCACUUCAGGCAGAUAGAUGCAACUCAAAAUUACGCGAUAUUGUUCUGGAGUUGCGAUUACGUCAAUGGAUGGUGCAUCGUAGAGAGGAUAGUGGCAAGCAAGAGAUGAACACAGAUGAAAUAGUGGCCUUAAUUGGUGAUUCGGAUUUGCCGAAUGCAUUACAAAUAUGUCAGAUGUUCGAUUUCGCACCUGGCAUUGUGCACAUUUACACUAGCUUGGAACGGUUCGAUGAACUGAUCGAAUAUCAUAUGCGACAGAACAAUCUAAAAGAAGUGUUCGAGUUGUGCGAACGAAACGGGUUGAUCGCCUCCGAUGAGAAAUCAGUUGCAGCUUGCGAAGCAAAAAUGUCGCAAAUAGAAGAGCAAGUGGAGAAUAUCAAUUAUAAGAGUCGCGAUCACGAGUCGGAUAGAUUCAACAGCCGAAGUGCGCGAAAACAAUUCCGUGAUGAGAUAGACUCAAGUGUUGAUUGUAUGUCACUAAUAGCGUCAUAUAUGAGUGAUGGAUUAUUCGAUUCGUGGUCAAGUGAGCAGUCGAAAGCUGCUCACAGCCAGCAACAGCAGCAGUACACCGUGCCAACGGCUCUGAAUGCCGCAGUGUCAGCAAAGCCAUCGUCUUCUUCGUCAGCUUCCAUAUCACAGCAGUCAAAAAGCACCGCGGAUAUCGAUCAGUCGAAGAAGUCGCUUCCGGUCACUCCAUCCUUUCUCUCGAAACGUGCUGCCCAAUCAACAACCAAAUCCACAAAUCCUUUUGAUGAGGAUUUCAAUGAUAGGAGCAGCAGUAGCAAUAGCAGUCAACAUACCACAACUCCACUGUCGACGAAUCCUUUCGGAACUGGUUUUUAA
Molecule: messenger RNA, 5373 nt
Organism: Anisakis simplex (herring worm)
Lineage: Eukaryota; Metazoa; Nematoda; Chromadorea; Rhabditida; Anisakidae
Source: the annotation of a GenBank genome assembly